This is a messenger RNA of Phialemonium atrogriseum, 1727 nucleotides long. RefSeq names its product glucose-induced degradation protein 4. The transcript has 3 exons. Gene Ontology annotation, cellular component: GID complex. Bases 337 to 1578 code for a protein of 413 amino acids. The record is from RefSeq and is a predicted model, not a curated record. NCBI's taxonomy places the organism in Eukaryota, Fungi, Ascomycota, Sordariomycetes, Cephalothecales, Cephalothecaceae. Gene Ontology annotation, biological process: negative regulation of gluconeogenesis; protein catabolic process in the vacuole; protein targeting to vacuole.
CUCAAGUCCGAUAGAAUCUCUCGCGCUGCAUCGGCAUAGAUCGUCACUACCUCCGGCGAAGUAGCUAAUCCUUUCCUGCGCAUACCACUCCGUACCUGCAAUUGCAGUGCGUUCUCGCGCCCCUGUCUCUCGGCUCUUGGCACCGCCCAUUGCCCAUCCCUUGCCUACCUCCCGACUCCUAUUAUCUGCGCGUCCCGACAACCGUUGCCCUCCGUCCAAACCCGCCUGCGGCGAACCCCCAAUUAGCGCAUUACCAAGGCCUCCCCCGCCCUCUCGAACUUGACAUCUAGAUCCUCCCACGCACCACAUCCAUCCAUCCUCCCAGCCGAAGGCGCGAUGCCCACCCCCUCCAACAACGGGCCGGACCCCCAGUCGCCGCGCGCCUACCCCUUCUCAACAUGCCCCGACCCCGAUGAGCAGAACUCGCCGCACCAGCAGCCGCAGCAGCAGCAGCAGACACAGCGCGCGCGCACGCCAUCAAGUUGGCGUCCGCACCCGCCCCCCGCCCCCAUGGAGGUGGAUGCCUCGGCGUCGCGGUCACCAACCAUGUCGCCGCGGCCGCAGUCGGGCGGUUCCCCGGACCGUGACAGGGGAGAGCCCGAGGGGAUGAUCACCACCCCGGGCGAUACGGAUGAUAGCCAGAAGCCCACGGACACGGACGAGGAUAUGCUGGUGGGUGAUGCGGUUGGUGGCAGUGGCGCCGGUGAUGGCGCCGGUGACGGAGGAGGAAGGGGCGGGAGACGAGGCGGGAUCCCGGUUGGCGUGAGGCCUGUUAGCGAGAGUGAUAUCAUCCAAGACGGCGUCAGUGCCAGAAGGACGGGGCGGAGAUCAACCGGGGCGGCCGAGUCGUCGAGCAGGAGGCGGCAGGCGCUGGAUAUGGUCUCGCCCGCAAGUAUUGAGGUGGACCCGAUGGACGGCGGAGAGUUGGCAGUGGGUGGCCCGCCGUGGGUGGAGGACACGGGGCUGCUGGGAAUGGGGUACGAGUACGCGGAUACGAGGGUGAUACCCGUUUCGCCGUCUUCGUAUCUACGUCCGGGGAGCCGCUUUCAUGGGACACAGCAGUCAGAGCGACAACGGUAUGAUGUUCAGGUUGAGAUCAAGCAUGUCGAUCUACGAGAGUCGUUUUUGUGCGGGUAUCUGCGCAUUCAAGGCCUGACAGAGGACCACCCGACCCUGACGACGUACUUCGAGGGCGAGAUCAUCGGGACCAAGUACGGCUUCAAGACGCAGCACCCGUCGUGGGGCGCCAGCGACAAGGACGACCUGUCGCACUGGGCCAAGUUCACGGCGUUCCGCCCCUUCGCCAAGCAGGCGCGCAAGGGCGGCCAGGUGCUCAUCAAGGACGUCGCCCAGCGCGAGAACAUCUUCAUGCGCUGGAAGGAGCACUUCCUUGUCCCCGACCACCGCGUCCGCACCAUCAGCGGCGCCAGCUUCGAGGGCUUCUACUACAUCUGCUUCAACCAGGUGCGCGGCGAGGUCAGCGGCAUUUAUUUCCACAAGAAUAGCGAAAAGUUCCAACAGCUAGAGCUGAAGCAUGUCGAGAACAAAGGGUGUUUUGGCGCCAUGGAAUUUAGAUGAAUUGGCCUCUCUUACUCUAAUCGUGUAGAUGGUCAAGUCAAGAGGGAGGAGAGGAGGGAGAUCUCCACCCGUUCGGAGGCGACGCACGAGGUGUCAAGCGAGCCAUGAAGGAAGGAAGGAAGGAAGGAAAGGAAAGCAUUUUUCUCCUC